AUGCCCUACUCUGAACCAUGUCCGCUAUGCAAUACGAAUGUUGAUUCCGCCUUUAGUGGAAGGGGGGUGGAAGACUGGAAGGCUUCUUUGACCCUCCUGGAGCUAGAGCAUGAUGGCCCAACACUUAUCACUCCGCCUGUUACUUUCAUGCUCCGUCAUGACCAACAUGCAGUUCAUUCUGCUUGUUGGUCCAUCUUGAAUGGUGCAGUUCUCUCCAAGGAUAUCAGCCACCGGUGGUUAGGUAGUAUCCGCGAAAUCUUUGAGGAUUUAGAACCCCACUUUGCUGAAAUCCAGUGGCCCGAACGCCCAGAAUUUCUAGAAGGGAGCUGGCAGAGUAUACCUGCUCCUGAAGCUAACAAGCUCGACUCUUCCGUUAUUGGUACUUUUGGUAACAUUUUCCUUCCUGUAGAGAUCUUACAAGUCAUUCAUAGCCACUUGGAAUGCUAUGAUGACGUCCGCAAUUUUACCCGGGUGAUAGGAGUGGAUCCUGCCCCAGCGGCUUGGCUAGCAUUGGGGAAAACUUAUUUUGGGCCCGGGUUAGCUUCCAUAAAAGGGACUCGACGACAAAUUGCAGAUAUAAUCGAGCGAAUUUUGUGGAAUGUUCACAAUUCUCCGACUUGCCUUCCUCAUAUCGCCAACUAUUGUGCUGUCUGGGAGAAUGUUAAACUCACACUUUCUAUUUUGGCACAAACCAUACGUGGGUCAGACAUAUCUUCCGUAAAAAUUGACGAUCGUUGUGUCGUUCGCUGCCGCGACGUGAUAGGAGCGCUGAAGCACCAAAAAUCUCUCCCUUUGAAAUCCCCCUGCAAAUUAACUGUGCAUUUUACAUCAGUCCGAACUCGGGAUUAUCUUUGUGGCCUUCAAAUUAACGACGAUUGUGCAGGAUAUACAGGAAACUUAUCUUUGUCUACGACUAUUGAAGAGUUUAGAGGUUUACGCAUAGCUCUAGAUGAUUACGGAUUUCUAUCUCUUCAGGUCAAGGAUGGAAAGUCAUGGCAAUUACAUACCUGUGGUACCUUGCCGCCGAAUGAGAUUGAGUACCUUUCAUUUGCUCAGCUAGAGUGGCCCAUUUGCCAGGAUAGCGAGCUUAUACUUUGCUUGGAUACAUUCAAAAUCCAAACCAUAUCAUACCAUUCACAAGACCUAGAGGAGGAGUUACCGCAUUUCUCAAUUUGGCAUGGGGGGUUUCCUUCACCCUACCUCACUCCAUCGGUUCUCUUCGAUCGUUUUCCCAACGAAGGUAUUAGACCUUGUACCUUCCUAGACCAAGGUCUUGACACGGUCAUAUCGAUCAGUGCAUUUGUCGACACUUGGUGGCAGUCGCUUUCUGGAAUAGAAUUUACGUUCCGUGGAAAAUCAGAUACUGCCAGACUCGGCCGACCUGCAAAGACCUUUACUAAACUAUCAUUCAAUCUUGAUUGGGAGCAGGGAGAAAUUAUUCUAGGGGCUGGCUGUGCAGUAGCUCAUCACAACCAAGGACUCUCCAUCAAGUUCUUCACAAAUUUCGGCCGCAGUGUAAUUUUUGGUGGCCCAAUUCUAGGAGACUGGCAUACUAUAAAAGGCAUCGCUGGAAUAUAUUGCUCUUCUGCAAUAUUUUGCCACACCUUUCCAGACGGCUCCAUGCCAUUUAUUUCUUUCUUUGGCGUAUUGAAAGAAUGCACAGGGAGCCACAACUUGAUAGUCGAUGAUGUUGCCACCAUUGAAGUGACUACCUGGCCUCAAGAAAUUGUCACAUUUGAUAAGAAUGAGUCUGUCUUAGGUUUCGUUUCUAGAUCCGACUUAACCUCGAUUUCGGGCAUUACAGUAUAUGCAGAAUCCCUACUCGAAGAGGCUAGGCUUACCGGAAUUAAAAUAUAUCAUUUUGAUCGGAACCCGGAUUUAUUAGGAGAGGCACGCGAGGAAAUUCACACGUUUUCUGUAGCGGAUGACCUAAUCAAAAUAGAGACUUACUACUCAAUGAACCAUGGAUCACUGUGUCAGAUCCGAGGAUUCCGUUUCUGCUUUGAACUGGGGCUUGUGGAAUUGGGCAAUACAGAGAGCGUUUUACAGAGAGAUAUUGCUGUAUGCAAGUCAUCGCCAACUGUUGUUUAUUGGGUAUUCAACGGCUCUCUUUCAUACUUGAGUGAGAGCGCUUCCGAUAUUAACAUCACAUUUGCUACAGAUUGGAAAGGUAAAAGUGCCCUCCGAGGGUAA
Molecule: messenger RNA, 2193 nt
Organism: Ophidiomyces ophidiicola
Lineage: Eukaryota; Fungi; Ascomycota; Eurotiomycetes; Onygenales; Onygenaceae
Exons: 5
Coding region: 1-2193 (730 amino acids)
Source: RefSeq, a predicted model, not a curated record